Molecule: messenger RNA, 1910 nt
Organism: Lolium perenne
Lineage: Eukaryota; Viridiplantae; Streptophyta; Magnoliopsida; Poales; Poaceae
Biological process (GO): transcription initiation at RNA polymerase II promoter
Cellular component (GO): transcription factor TFIID complex
Molecular function (GO): RNA polymerase II general transcription initiation factor activity
Source: RefSeq, a predicted model, not a curated record
AAAAGAAAAGAAAAGAAAAAUCCCCACUCCAGAACCUUCUUCCCCUUCCUCGGUUCCUCCCCCGCUGCCAUUGCUCGCCGACGCCAAAACCCCACGCUGCUAAACCCUAGCGCCUGCGCGCCCCGGCCAUGGACGGCGAGGACUUGGUCGCGGUGCUGGGUUUCCUGCGCGACAAGGGCUUCGUGGCCACGGAGCUGGCGCUGCAGGAGGAGCAGACCCGCCUCUCCGCCAUCACCAACAACCCACAAGUCCCGCGCCGCAGGUCAGUUGAGGAUCCAUCGGAAGUCCAGGAUGCCUACGAUAGUCUGAGAACAUGGGUACGCGGUUCAUUGAGGCCGUACAAGGAGGAAUUACUUCGUGUGCUUUAUCCGGUGUUCAUCCAGUGCGUUGUUGAUCUAGUCAAAGGGGGAAACACAGAUGAAGCUCGGAUUUUUUUCCACUCAUUUCUCGAAGAUCAUGAGAAUGAACAUUCAAAGGAUCUGCAUAAGAUGAAACGCAUUCUUUCUCCGCAUUUAAAGGAAAUCGAUCUGGCACCAUUCUUGAGGGGGGAGAGAUUCAGAGUUAAAGUGUGUGAGUAUUCAUAUGAAUUACUUCUUCGCCAUCUGCAUGAAGAAAAAGCUUUUGUAAUGCUUGAAAUGAUCAAUAAAGGGACAGUUUUUGAAGUAUGUGCUGGCCAACCAUCUUUUCUCUCUGUGUCUGCUAUGGAUUCGUCCCGUCUUUUCCCAUUGAAACAAGAAACUGUUGCAGAGAUAGUACAGGCCGGGUCUUCUGCAGCUUUAGUGGGAGUAUCGGCACUCAAUCUUCUUGCUGCGAAAGUCAGUGAAUGUGAUAAUACUUUUGGCUUCGUUAGUGUAGCCAUACUAUAUUCUAUUCCAUAUACAUAUCUUCCUUUUGGCAUAGUUAGUGCUGCUCUAGGUGUGAGUGCAACAAAAAACCAUCGUUUGCUCGGCUUGGCUGCUACCCUUUUCAUUGCCCAGUGCAUUUACAUCUUAAUCAUUGGAGGGGUUCGUGCUAUCACAUGUCAGAGUAUGAGCGUCCUGGGUCCCUUUCGUAUAUAUACAAUUCUUUUCGUGGUUAACACCGGAACCGCGUGUAUUCUCCACUUUUGGGGCACCAUGAGCGAGCAUCCGAAGUGUUUGCACGAUUUUGUGAAUAGUUAUUCUAUGGCCGUUGAUGCAAUUUCUAGAUUUUUUCACUGGAGAAUUUUUGCUCGUGGUGCAAAAACUGAAGUAAAGUCAGAGGCUGAUCUUGAGAUGGGCAUGGGUGGACAGAACAGAGAUCAAGAAGGUUCACUGAUGCUGGGGAGGUCUAAGAAACAGUGAAUCUUGAUUCAGCAGGGUACCUGGCAAGCACAACCACCAGCUGACUGCUGGGUAUGCAUGCCCUCGCACCACCUCCAUAUCAAGAGAACUGAACAGAUUAUCAUCCUGGGGUGUUUUUAUGUCUUAACAUAACUGACAUGGAGUACCUAUUUUCUUUUCCUGUCCCUCAUCAAGCUUAUCUGAGAGAAUGGUCACUGAAAUAGAUUUUUGCUUAGGACUUGGGUUGCAAGGCAACAUUUCAACUAAUGUCUCAGAUUUCUGGAGUUUGUCAUUCAUGAUACUUCAGGGAAAGGCUCGUUAACUAGGAUGUAGCUUCUUGGCUAAGAUUCUUCUGGAGUUCGUCAUUCAUGGUACUUCAGAGAACGGCUUGUUAACUAGCAUGUAGCUUCUUGCUGGUUGCUACUGAUUGCCUUCUGCAUUUCUCUAGAUGGUCUGUAGCUUGUAGCUUAUUGCUACUCCAGUAGUACUGUUGACUUGAUUGUCUGAUGUAAUGUACUAAGCCCCUUGAGAUUACGUUGAAGCCACUGUACUAUAUAAGAGCUGCAAGUAUUUGGUAGAAGUAGUAAUAAAGUUAUCGCUCUGUUCCUA